UGAAGAACCGGCGACGUCACCUUACGUCACGCUGCACCAGCACACCUGUAUAUUUGUUCACCCAGUGCCAACUCUUGAAUCCAUAUUAUGAUCCUGUACUCGUCACCAUCUCCCUAGCAUCACGGAGAUUCAGCCGAGGGUUAAUGCAUAAAAAUGGCUCCCCAAGACACCAAGUCAACCUUGCGGAUCGCGAUUGUCGGCGCCGGCCAGGUGGGCGGCGCCGUUGCGUAUGCACUUAUCCUCAAGUCCGCCGCGUGCGAGCUCCUCCUGGUUGAUGUCAAGGUGGACUUGCGGGACGCUCAGAUCCGCGAUCUUUCUGAUGUUGCCUAUGCCGCUGGCGGCGGCGUGCGUGUGCGUGCGGCCACGCACCAUGAGGCAGGCCAAUGCGACAUCGUGGUGAUCACUGCAGGGUCCAAGUACAGCUUGGGCGAGACCAGCAUCCAGCAUAUGCAUCGCAACGUCUCGGUGAUCCGGAACGUGGUGAAGGCUAUGACGCCGUUCCGAUCUGACGCAAUCGUCCUUGUCGUGUCCAACCCGGUCGACCUCCUCACUUCGAUUGCCCAAGGACUUAGCGGGCUACCCAAGUCCCAGAUCUUUGGCUCGGGAACGUUCCUCGAGUCGGUGCGGCUUCGUGGUCUGCUGGCAGACAAAACCGGAAUAGCUGUCAAUUCAAUCCAACUUUCUGUGUUGGGCGUGCAUGGCAAUUCCCAGGUUGUCGCAUGGUCGUCGGCAACCAUCAACGGCAUCCCGCUCCACAAGGUGGUCCCGCCCGACGGCUUCGGACAAGACCAACUGGCAGCAGAGUGCAAGGAGAGAGCAGAGAGCAUCUUCUACGCUAAAGGGGCUACACCGUUUGGGGUCGGCUCUGUCGUGGCAAGCAUCUGUGCUUCGGUCAGUUUCGACCGGCGGGAUAUCCAGCCCAUCAGCCACUUCCAGCCCGAGUUCGGCUGCUGUUUCAGCUUGCCUGUGGUCAUUGGGAGGCAGGGCAUCAUGAGGACGAUCAAAAUACCGCUUGAAACGGACGAAAAUGCUGCUAUCGCUAGGUCGGCCAAGAGGCUGAAGGACAUGAUGGAGAAGCUUGGAAGCUAGCGUCGUCUUACAAAGAGAAGAACAAUAUCUAG
This is a messenger RNA of Chaetomium strumarium, 1121 nucleotides long. Its product is annotated as lactate dehydrogenase/glycoside hydrolase. Gene Ontology annotation, molecular function: L-lactate dehydrogenase (NAD+) activity. The coding region runs from base 154 to 1089 and encodes 311 amino acids. The transcript is spliced from 3 exons. The record is from RefSeq and is a predicted model, not a curated record. Gene Ontology annotation, biological process: pyruvate metabolic process; lactate metabolic process. NCBI's taxonomy places the organism in Eukaryota, Fungi, Ascomycota, Sordariomycetes, Sordariales, Chaetomiaceae.